Prorocentrum cordatum is the source of this 186-nucleotide messenger RNA. NCBI's taxonomy places the organism in Eukaryota, Dinophyceae, Prorocentrales, Prorocentraceae. The record is from the annotation of a GenBank genome assembly.
GUUGAAUUGGACGGUAUUCCAGAGUUCCGUGUGCUCGCGAGUUGUCUGAGCGUUGUGACUCAGAAGGUCCAGCACACACAGCAGUAUCGCGGCUUGGUCAAGGCCGCGAAGGGUCUGGGUAUCAAGUACGCGAAGUCGCAUACUAAGAAGAAGCUCGCGGUGCUGGUGCAGCGCGGUAUGCAGUAG